This is a messenger RNA of Coniosporium apollinis CBS 100218, 1449 nucleotides long. RefSeq lists its product as uncharacterized. The transcript is spliced from 3 exons. Bases 1 to 1449 code for a protein of 482 amino acids. Gene Ontology annotation, molecular function: translation elongation factor activity; RNA binding; ribosome binding. Gene Ontology annotation, biological process: positive regulation of translational elongation. NCBI's taxonomy places the organism in Eukaryota, Fungi, Ascomycota, Dothideomycetes. The record is from RefSeq and is a predicted model, not a curated record.
AUGCACGCACGGCAGACGUUGAUGCGCAUACUAGAAGGCGUCUCCUGUGCAUUCAAGAAGGAACGCCGCGACUCCGCCAACCUGGACUUUGACGCCCGCGUCCCGAUCCCCUUCAGUGUCUUCCCGUCCUCGUACCGGAGUGACGCUGUCACAGCAGAAACAACUCACGUCAAGGUAGAAGGCACAGCUUCUACUUCUUCGCGCGUCGGACGGGAAGGUCACGAAACUCACUUCACUUCCGUCUCCGCGACCCUUCCUGGCCGCAAAGACCGCAGAACAGAAGAGGAGGUCCACAUCUACGAAGAAGACCGAAUCCGCCAUCCUGCUCGCAGGCAAGGGGAGGUCCACAUCCACGAGCAGCACCGCUACCCCAAAGAUCACGUCUCGCAAGUAGGGGUCACCAGAGAGCGCUACCACGAGCCUUACCGCCGGUACGCCGAAACUCAGAUCGACGUCGAGGACAAGACCUACGAGCGAGGCUACAACGCUGCCCAGGAGCGUACUUACGACCGCGAGUUCCGCACCGUCCACGGCCCAGCCACCCAGUACGCCGAGUCCCAGAUCGACGUAACCGAACGAGACUACCGUCAACGCACUCAGCCAAACUACGACCACCCUACCCAAUACACCACCGAAGCCCGCUACACCGGCCCACAGUACUCUGAGGAACGCUACGGUCAAGCUACUCAAGACUUCGCUGAGCAACGUUACUCUCAGCCAGCCGUAGGAGUCCAGAUAGACUCCCGCACCACCGUCGACCCUCCCAAGAAGUUCAAGCGUGAUAUGGGCUACUACGACGAAGACGGCCACUACCACUCUUUCCGUCACGGUCUACACAGAGCUGCUGACCGUAUCCUGCAUCCCAUUCACGGAGGCCGCCAUCACCACCACGACGAUCGUGAGGAAGUAGUGGUCAAGGAAACUCACACCACAUCUUCUCUCCCACGCGUCUCUGUUUCUGCCCCAGAGCCGGCUAGCUACGUCCCGUCUCGCACCAUGACACCCAACACCAUCACCAUCCCGUGUCACCACAUCCGCAUUGGCGAUCUUCUGAUCCUUCAGGGACGCCCUUGCCAGGUCAUCCGCAUCACCACCUCCUCCCAGACCGGCCAGCACCGCUAUCUCGGUGUUGACCUCUUCACCAAGCAGCUCCAUGAGGAGUCCAGCUUCAUCUCCAACCCGGCUCCGUCAGUCGUCGUCCAGAACAUGCUCGGCCCUGUCUUCAAGCAGUACCGCGUCCUUGACAUCACUGAGGGUGGCCGUGUCGUCGCUAUGACCGAGACCGGCGACGUUAAGCAGGGCAUCCCUGUCCUCGACCAGAGCAGCCUCUUCAGCCGCCUGCAGGAUGCUUUCGACAACGGCCGUGGCAGCAUUCGCAUCCUUGUCAUCAACGAUGAGGGCAGGGAACUUGCUGUUGACUACAAAGUUGUCCAUGGCUCGAGGUUGUAG